Molecule: messenger RNA, 798 nt
Organism: Phytophthora infestans T30-4
Lineage: Eukaryota; Oomycota; Peronosporomycetes; Peronosporales; Peronosporaceae
Exons: 3
Coding region: 1-798 (265 amino acids)
Source: RefSeq, a predicted model, not a curated record
AUGGCUUCCUCCAACAGCUCCGGCCUCGAACAGGAGGUGACAGCGCCCACCAAUGUCUCUACGAGUGGGGACUCGUGCACUUGGUACGCGGGUGAAAGUUGCGAGAAGUCCCGCACCUGUUACGACUGUCUUAACGUCGGAGUCGUUGGAGAUUCGUGUGCUGUUGGAGUUUUUGGUCAAUGUUUGAGCAUUUCGGAGCAAAUCGCAGGCGAGGUCUAUUAUUUGGCGUCCAGUUCAUCCUAUUGUGAUUUUUCAGACGAAAUUUGCACUACUUGUCGCUCUCGAUGGCAGGAGGAAUAUGCUGCAAAAGGAGGAGACAAGUCUUCGACAGUUUGUAUCGGACAGAAUGGGUGCAUUUGCUUGGCAGUUUGCGAGCGAGAGACGAGAAAUUCGCUGGUGGUUCACAACAGAUGUCCGUCGUUCGAGAAGGCCAAAGUGGGCAGCAUUAUGCUGGUGAUCGCUAUGGGGGUGGCGUCGUUCAUCAUCUUCUCGAUGUUCAUCUUCUGCAUCAAAAAGCUGCUCAAACGAGCAUUACCCUGUACACCACCGCGUGGUCCGCAGUUGAGUUUGUCUGGAUGGAAAUCAAUGCGUGAGAGGCUAAUUGAAACGGAGAAAGACAAUGAGUCUUCAAGUGCUGGAGCUUCGGGGGUCAUGCGGAUUCAGUUGUCAGCGAGGGAGGACACGUCAUCAGUGAUUAUCGAAGAAGGAGAAGGUUAUCGCCCUGGAUCGCCCAGCGAGCAGUACCAAACUCAUCGCGGAGAGGAUAUUUCAUCAGAGCCUUUCACGCUGAGUCAGUAA